CUGACCUCAGAUGAUCCACCUGCCUUGGCCUCCUGCAGUGUUGGGAUUACAACCGUGGCCAGCUGGUGUAGUUGUUCUUGGUUGAAGCUGCCACCUCCUGGUGGGUUUCCCUUGCUGCCCAGGCCCCGCCCUAUGUUAUCUCUGGACUGCUUUUCCUUCACCUCGGCUUCUGCUUCAUUUCUGUCCUCAGUCAGCCCUGCAUCUCUCCCAGCCAUCACAGCUUUCCAGGUUUCUCUUUCCCAUUCAAUGGGCGCCUCUGUGCAACAUAAAAUGCAUGCCAAGUCCCAGCGGUGCCGAGUUGUUUGGGGGGUGUGUGUGUGUUUCCUUCUCAUUUCAGUUUGCUUUUCGAAAGAAAAAAAAAAAUAAGUCAUAGGUACUUCUGGAGCCCAACCUCUUGGCCUUUUAGCUUUCAGAAAAUAUUAAAUAUCUCUUUCUUGCAUUUAUAUAAAUAAACUGAUAGCCUAGAACAUUUUGUAUUAAAUGUUUAAGUCUUUUCGAGAACCACCAGGAGCUUUCGAGACCUACACACAGACAGCCCGAUUCCUGGCCACCUUUCACUGUGCAAGACUUGCCUGGGAUGGUUUUUUGAAGAUGGUGUUCAUCACUCAGCUGUGAUUGCCUGGCUCGACAGAGGAAGUGGAUUCUCUUUAAACACGGCCCCCUCCCCUUAAAAGAGAAAAACAGGAUAAGAUCCAGAACAACCCCGGAAAGUUGAGGGCCGAGGGCUAAAAGACUGUGCAGGGUAACAACACCAGAUAGGAAAUGCUCAGCUAACAGGACUCCAUCCCCUGGACUGUGGCAGGAAUGUGGGUCAACAUUGGGAAACCUGAAAAUUCCCCCACGGAAAUGACUCCAAGGGACAGACCGGGAUUGGUGAGGAAAGGGCACGGCUGCUUAGAAGUAGCCAGGUUUCCUGGAUAUCUUUAUCUUUUUCCAACACCGGCUUGGAAAAUGUGAGACUGCCACCCGAGGCGUGUUGUCAGUGGUGCCUGUGGUGUGAUAUUCUCUUUCUUUCUCUGUAGUUGGAGGCUGGGAGCGAUGAAGAUCGAAAGUUAAACCUCAGCUUAAGCGAGAGCUUUUUCAUGGUGAAAGGCGCGGCCCUCUUCUUACAACAGGGAAGCAGCCCUCAAGGCCAGCGGAGUCUUCAACACCCCCACAAGCAUGCAGGUGACCUGCCUCAGCAUCUUCAGGUGAUGAUCAACCUUCUGCGUUGUGAAGACAGAAUCAAGCUGGCCGUGCGCCUGGAGAGCGCCUGGGCGGACCGGGUCCGGUACAUGGUGGUGGUGUACAGCAGUGGGCGCCAGGACACCGAGGAGAAUAUCUUGCUGGGAGUGGACUUUUCCAGUAAGGAAAGUAAAAGCUGCACCAUUGGGAUGGUUCUCCGGCUGUGGAGCGACACAAAAAUCCACCUUGAUGGAGACGGUGGUUUCAGCGUGAGCACAGCAGGAAGGAUGCACAUAUUUAAGCCUGUGUCUGUCCAGGCCAUGUGGUCUGCCCUGCAGGUGCUUCACAAGGCCUGUGAAGUGGCCCGGAGGCACAACUACUUCCCCGGAGGCGUAGCUCUCAUCUGGGCCACCUACUAUGAGAGCUGCAUCAGCUCCGAGCAGAGCUGCAUCAACGAGUGGAAUGCCAUGCAGGACCUGGAGUCCACGAGGCCCGACUCCCCCGCACUCUUUGUGGACAAGCCCACCGAAGGGGAAAGGACCGAGCGCCUCAUCAAAGCCAAGCUCCGAAGCAUCAUGAUGAGCCAGGAUCUAGAAAACGUGACCUCCAAAGAGAUCCGUAAUGAAUUAGAGAAACAGAUGAAUUGUAACUUGAAGGAAUUCAAGGAAUUCAUAGACAAUGAGAUGCUACUUAUCUUGGGACAAAUGGACAAGCCCUCCCUUAUCUUCGAUCAUCUUUAUCUCGGCUCUGAAUGGAAUGCAUCCAAUCUGGAGGAACUGCAGGGCUCAGGGGUUGACUACAUUUUAAAUGUUACCAGAGAAAUCGAUAAUUUUUUUCCUGGCUUAUUUGCGUAUCAUAACAUCCGAGUCUACGACGAAGAGACGACAGACCUUCUCGCCCACUGGAACGAAGCGUAUCACUUUAUAAACAAAGCGAAGAGGAACCAUUCCAAGUGCCUGGUGCAUUGCAAGAUGGGCGUGAGUCGCUCGGCCUCUACGGUCAUAGCCUAUGCCAUGAAGGAAUUCGGCUGGCCUCUGGAAAAAGCAUAUAACUACGUGAAGCAGAAGCGCAGCAUCACGCGCCCCAACGCGGGCUUUAUGAGGCAGCUGUCUGAGUAUGAAGGCAUCUUGGAUGCAAGCAAACAGCGGCACAACAAGCUGUGGCGUCAGCAGACAGAUAGCAGCCUCCAGCAGCCUGUGGAUGACCCUGCGGGACCCGGCGACUUCCUGCCAGAGACCCCCGAUGGCACCCCGGAAAGCCAGCUACCCUGCUUGGAUGAUGCUGCCCACCCCGGCUUAGGGCCCCCGCUCCCCUGCUGUUUCCGGCGACUCUCAGACCCCCUUCUACCUUCCCCUGAGGAUGAAACUCGCAACUUGGUCCACAUGGAGGAUCCAGAGAGGGAGGCUCUGUUGGAGGAAGCUGCUCCGCUUGCAGAGGUGCACAGGCCGACCAGACAGCCCCAGCGAGGUUCUGGACUCUGUGAGAAGGAUGUGAAGAAGAAACUAGAGUUUGGGAGUCCCAGAGCCCGGAGUGGCUCCUUGCCGCAGGUGGAGGAGAUGGAAAGGGAGGAGGGCCUGGGAGCAGGGAGGUGGGGGCGGCCUCCAACCCAGCUCGAUCAAAACCUGCUCAACCCGGAGAACCUAAAUAACAACAACAGCAAGAGGAGCUGUCCUGAUGGCAUGGAGCAUGAUGCCAUAUUUGGGAUCCUUAACAAAGUGAAGCCCUCCUACAAAUCCUGUGCCGACUGCAUGUAUCCUGCAGCCAGCAGGGCUCCCGAGGCCUCCAGGGAGAGAUGUGAGGACCUCAGUGCUCCUGCCAUCUGCACCCAGCCAGCCUUCCUGCCCCAGGUCACGUCUUCCCCUGUGGCCCAUAUGGCUGGCAGGUCCCGUGUUCCGGAGAAGCCGGCCUCUGGCCCAACCGAACCUCCCCCAUUCCUACCACCAGCAGGCUCCAGGAGGCCAGACACCAGUGGCCCUGGAGCUGGGGCUGCCCUAGAGCCUCCAGCCAGCCUGUUGGAACCUUCCAGAGAGACCCCAAAAGUCCUGCCAAAAUCCCUCCUUUUGAAGAAUUCUCACUGUGAUAAGAACUCUCCCAGCAUGGAAGUGGUGAAGGAAGAAUUGUCACCCAAGAAAGAUACGAAACCAGCCAAGGACCUGAGGCUUCUGUUCAGUAACGAAUCUGAGAAGCCGACAACCAACAGCUACCUGAUGCAGCACCAAGAGUCCAUCAUUCAGCUGCAGAAGGCAGGCCUAGUCCGCAAGCACACCAAAGAACUGGAGCGGCUGAAGGGCGGGCCCGCAGACCCGGCUCCUCCCUCUAGGGACGGCGCUGCCGGCAGGCUGGAGGCCAGCAUCCCAGAGGAGAGCCAGGAUCUAGCCGCGCUCCAUGAGCUGGGGCCACUGGUUAUGCCUGGCCACGCCGGGAGUGAUGAGAAGUCAGAGACCGCCCCUGCCUCAUUGGAAGGAGGCUCAUUGAAGAGCCCUCCUCCUUUCCUCUACCGCCUGGACCACACCAGUAGUUUCUCAAAAGACUUUCUGAAGACCAUCUGCUACACCCCCACCUCCUCAUCCAUGAGCUCCAACCUGACCCGGAGCUCCAGCAGCGACAGCAUCCACAGUGUCCGCGGGAAGCCUGGGCUGGUGAAGCAACGGACGCAGGAGAUCGAGACCCGGCUCCGGCUGGCGGGCCUCACCGUCUCCUCCCCACUGAAGCGCUCACACUCUCUUGCCAAGCUCGCGAGUCUCAACUUCUCAACAGAAGACCUGUCCAGCGAGGCUGACCCAUCCACCGUCACUGACUCCCAGGACGCCACAUUGAGUGAAUCUUCCUUCUUGCAUGAGCCCCACGCAAACCCAAGGGACCCAAGUAUAACCUCCAAACCAUCAGGGAAACUCGCCUCAGAAAACUUGAAGAGCCCUUCGUGGAUGAGCAAAAGCUGACCCGCCUUUUGCUGCGUUGGGCCGGGAGGAUAUUUUCACAUGAUCUCUCCCUCACUUUCACUGUGGAUUUUGAUCAACCUUUUACAUCUUGAUUUCCCUUAAAUAAUUGAAGUCAUCCUGACUUUUCCCCCACUCUUGCCACAGAGAGGAGGAGAAGAUGCCAACCAACAUGCAGCACAAGAAGGGGAGCUGUCAGUCAUGUGGCCUGGGAGAACUAAGACCUGCAGCCAGGAGACACACAACUCCACUCCCACCGUGUCUCGAAGAAUAACCGUGUUUUUGAAAGAACGUGCACACACAGGCGCACACAUCCAGACUGUUCCAUUUGCAGCCUGCAGAAGAAGAGUCCUGGUGAUGGCAGCAUCACUGCGGCACACUCUAACUCAUUCUGGGCCUCGCAGAAAACUCGGAUGGCAACAUGAAGUCCUACCUCUGUUCUCACUGUGCUUGUUAUUUUUAAAACACCAGAAUGACCAAGGCUCGUUCCAGGGAAUCCAGCUGUUUCUGAAAGCAUUUUUCCAGAAAAAACCAAUGAUUUUUUGUUUUGUUUUUUUUUUGGUUAGGACCCCAGACGUGUCAAGACUUUUAACCCGACAGCCCCAAGCACUGCUGGGUGAAGUCAUCAGAUGGGUAGUCCCACGCUGUUGUUGCGCCAACUCUGCGCCCGAGUGGAGGUGCAGACUCUGUCCUGGUUGUGUUGCUACAGCUGAGUGAUGCGUUUGACCAGCACGGGGGUCCGGUGGGGAAAAUGUGUGGGUUGUUCUCAGUUGUUGCUAAUGCUGAAGCUUAAAUCUCGAGGGGAAGGACC
This is a messenger RNA of Cebus imitator (Panamanian white-faced capuchin), 4911 nucleotides long. It is a transcript of the gene SSH1, whose product is annotated as slingshot protein phosphatase 1. Bases 1083 to 4103 code for a protein of 1006 amino acids. Gene Ontology annotation, molecular function: protein tyrosine/serine/threonine phosphatase activity; actin binding. Lineage: Eukaryota; Metazoa; Chordata; Mammalia; Primates; Cebidae. The transcript has 14 exons. Gene Ontology annotation, biological process: actin cytoskeleton organization; negative regulation of actin filament polymerization; protein dephosphorylation. Gene Ontology annotation, cellular component: cytoplasm. The record is from RefSeq and is a predicted model, not a curated record.